AUGUUUGCUAUACGACAAUAUUCAUGUAUACUUUUAUCACGUUCUUACUCUUCUUGUCUUAUUCGUUAUCAAUCAACAAAAAGUACUGAUCUAGCUGAGACCUCACCGCCAGAUAUUGAACGAAAAUCAACCGUUGAUUAUUCACUAUGGGCAACAUCAGAAACAAAUCAAUUGGUUAAUUAUUUAUCAAAUCGAAUCAAAACUAUUGGACCUAUAACUGUAGCUGAUUUUAUGCGCGAAUCAUUGUUACAUCCAAAAUAUGGUUAUAAUGCAAGAAAGGAAGUCUAUGGUAAAAAAGGAGAUUUUAUUACAACACCUGAAAUUAGUCAAUUAUAUGCUGAAUUACUAGCUAAAUGGAUCAUACAGGAGAAUGCAACAAUAGGUGGUAAUGUUUUACAAUUAGUCGAAAUGGGACCUGGUCGAGGUUUAUUUAUGAAUAAUAUAAUUAAAGUAUUAAGACGAGAAAAAUAUUCUCAUUCACAUACAUUUUUUGCCUUGUAUGAAACUAAUCCACUUAUGCGACGAUGUCAAGCAGAAACACUACUUGGUCGAUCGUUCAAUCCGUUAAUAGCAAAUGAUUAUCGAAUCAAAGAUGGUAAUUAUUCUCUUAUAUGGAUUGAUGAGUUUAAACAACUACUUCAUAAUGAUACAUAUUUUAUUGCAAAUGAAUUUUUCGAUACUUAUCCUAUACAUAAAUUUCAAAAAACCUCACAAGGUUGGCAAGAAGUUAUGAUUGAUUGGGAUCCAAUAAGAAAAACACUUCAAUAUGUUUUAUCAUUAAAACCAACGCCUAUGAUUAGACUUUAUGAAAAUUUUCUUAAAAAUGUCAGAAAUAGACAGCACAUAGAAAUCAGUCCACAACGUGCGAUGAUUAUGCAGUCUAUGUGUACACAUUUGAAGACAUACGGCGGUUCAGCUUUAAUUGGUGACUAUGGUCAUUGGGGUGACAAAGGUGAUACAUUUCGUGCUUUUCGUAAAGAUGAAAUAGUUGAUCCGCUUUCUGAUCCUGGCAAUGUUGAUAUGACAUCAGAUGUUGAUUUUGAAGAAUUAUCAAUGCGUGGCAUGCAAGUAUCGAAUGUUCAAUUUUUUGGACCAGUUUCUCAAGGAAAUCUUCUCUAUAAUUUGGGUUUGAAUGAUCGAUUAGCGAAAUUAACAUAUAACAAAACACCUGAAGAACAAGAAGAAAUUUUAAGUGAUGUGGAAAAAUUAGUUAGCCCAGAAUAUAUGGGCGAUAGAUUUCUUUAUAUUUGUGCACAACGAACAAAUAGAUUAAAUGCACCUGCGGGUUUUUCUUCUCCACAUUAA
This is a messenger RNA of Rotaria socialis, 1305 nucleotides long. The record is from the annotation of a GenBank genome assembly. NCBI's taxonomy places the organism in Eukaryota, Metazoa, Rotifera, Eurotatoria, Philodinida, Philodinidae.